Sus scrofa (pig) is the source of this 3179-nucleotide messenger RNA. It is a transcript of the gene SLAIN1, whose product is annotated as SLAIN motif family member 1. Gene Ontology annotation, cellular component: microtubule plus-end. Gene Ontology annotation, biological process: microtubule nucleation; cytoplasmic microtubule organization; positive regulation of microtubule polymerization. Lineage: Eukaryota; Metazoa; Chordata; Mammalia; Artiodactyla; Suidae. The record is from RefSeq and is a predicted model, not a curated record.
GAUUCGCCGCGGCGCCCUGGAGAUUGGAGGGACGCUCUGAGCAUGUGCAGAGUAGCUCAGAGGCUGCUGCCUCGGCCGGAGGCUGGGGCCCGGCGCUGAUGCACACAGCCGGCUCGGCCUCAGCCCCAGAGAAGUCAGCUCCCUGGGCUGGGGAGGCUGGAGAAGAGCCGUAGCCUCCCCGAGGCCCGAGGAGCUGGAGCGGCGACGCGCAUCCCCCGUUCCCCCUCUUCCACCCGCCUUGAUGACCGCUGCGCCCUCGGGGCCCACGAUGAUGGCGGAGCAGGUGAAAUGCUCCUCGGCGGGGGGCGGCUCCGGACCUGGCUCCGGGCCGGUGGUAAACGCGGAGCUGGAGGUGAAGAAGCUGCAGGAGCUGGUGCGCAAGCUGGAGAAACAGAACGAGCAGCUGCGGAGCCGGGCGGCCGCCGCCCCGCACCUGCUGCUGCUGCCGACGCCGCCGCCCGCUGCGCCACCCCCCGCCGGGGCCUGCAGCCCGUUAAGUCCGCGGAGCCCACCGGCCGCCACCCCCUCGGGGGGCCUGGGGCUCGGGCUGGCGUUGGGCGCAGGGGGAAACGGCGGUGGUAGCGGAGCCUCCAGCCCCGCUUUCCCGGGGCCCUAUUGCCUGCCCAACCCGGCGCCCUCCUCGCUCUGCAGCCUGGCGCAGCCCCUUGAGGCGCCCUUCGUCUCCUUCAAGCCGGCGGCUGGUUUCUUCGGCGCGGGAGGCGGAGGGCCGGAGCCGGGGGUCGCGGAGACACCACCGGGGACCGCCGCCGCGCCGCCCUCCCCGCCCCCCACGCUGCUGGAUGAGGUGGAGCUGCUGGACCUGGAGAGCCUGGCGGCUUGGCGGGACGAGGACGACUACACUUGGUUAUACGUUGGCUCUUCAAAGACAUUCCUGUCAUCAGAGAAAUCCCUGAGCCCUUUGCAGUGGUGUAGACAUGUCCUAGAUAAUCCGACUCCGGAGAUGGAAGCGGCAAGGCGUUCCCUGUGCUUUAGACUGGAGCAAGCUAGCCGAUGGCGGUGUCUCUUCCCUUCAAAUGUCUCACUGGCUUUUCCUUAUAGUCCUGCGGCAAGACUCAGCCCUUAUAGCAAUGGCAUUAAUACUCCCAGCUUCUCUAAAACCUCAAGCAAAGCAAUACUAACACCUGAAAGAACAGGUUACACAUCCAGGGGCUCCCCUCUUAGUCCCCAGUCAUCCAUAGACAGUGAGCUGAGUACUUCUGAAUUGGAGGACGAUUCUAUCUCCAUGGGCUAUAAGUUACAGGACCUCACUGAUGUUCAGAUCAUGGCUCGUCUGCAAGAAGAAAGUCUCCGGCAAGACUAUGCUUCUACUUCAGCAUCUGUGUCGAGACAUAGUUCCAGUGUGUCACUGAGUUCAGGAAAAAAAGGGACGUGUAGUGAUCAAGAAUAUGAUCGGUUCAGCCUGGAGGACGAGGAGGAAUUUGAUCACUUGCCACCACCGCAGCCUCGUCUGCCAAGAUGUUCACCUUUCCAAAGAGGAAUUCCCCAUUCACAGACUUUCUCCAGCAUUCGGGAGUGUAGGAGGAGCCCCAGUUCCCAGUAUUUUCCUUCAAAUAAUUACCAGCAGCAACAGUGUUACUCACCUCAAGCCCAGACUCCAGAUCAACAACCAAAUAGGACCAACGGAGAUAAGCUCCGAAGAAGUAUGCCUAAUCUAGCCCGGAUGCCAAGUACCACUGCCGUUAGUAGCAACGUUAGUUCCCCAGUUACCGUGCGAAAUAGUCAGAGUUUUGACUCCAGCUUGCAUGGAGCUGCAAAUGGAAUUUCAAGAAUACAGUCUUGUAUUCCGUCACCAGGACAGCUUCAGCACAGAAUCCACAGUGUGGGGCAUUUCCCAGUGUCUGUCCGACAGCCUCUUAAAGCCACAGCCUAUGUGAGUCCAACUGUGCAAGGCAGCAGUAGCCUGCCUUUGUCCAACGGCCUCCAGCUCUACUCUCCCACGGGGAUUCCCACCCCCAGCAAAGCCGCAGCUUCUGGCAUAAUGGGCCGCAGCGCACUCCCAAGACCCUCUCUGGCAAUAAAUGGGAGUAACCUGCCUCGGAGCAAAAUUGCACAACCCGUCAGAAGUUUCCUUCAGCCUCCAAAGCCCCUGUCUUCACUCAGCACUCUGAGGGAUGGGAACUGGAGAGAUGGUUGCUACUGAUGCAGUUUUCUGUACCCCUGAUGCGCGGGAAGGGAGUGGAAAUGAGGGUCGUGUUACCCAGCUGGCUGGGUAACAGCAGAUGUCAGGAUAGUCUUUCCCUUUUGCAUUUUCACAUACUUACUGCAUUGUUUUUCAACGGACCAAUCACCAGAGACUAAUUAUUGCACUUAAGUAUUGGCCUGAGAUACUGCAACAGUCACCAAUCCGUGGUUGCAGUAUUGGGACGCUUAGAGCUAGGAGGUUUUGGUAGAACUGCUAUGUACCUGAAUCCUUUUUGAGAGAAUUGAAAUGUAUCAACAAUGCUUUCUUUGCCAUAUGAGUUUGUUUUAAGGUUAACUCGUUCAAUUUACUUACGUGUUCUAAACAUCUUCCCCUCACAUGUUCUGUAUUUUCAUACAUUGCACAUUUACAACUAGGUUCUAUAAUGUAUGCUUUGAAAUUUACUUUUUUAUAGUUUACAGGAAUUUUAUUUUUUGUGCCUAUUUCUUUUUACACCUCUGUGAACCACGAUGGAACAACUUAAAUUUUGUGCCAUAAAAAUAUUUUUGUGGUAAGGUACUAUUUUUUUAGCUCUAGGGAUCUAUCAUCAAAAAUCCAUCAUACAAUUUGAGAGACAUAAUUUUAUGUUGAAUGAGCACAACAUAAUCUGAAGCCUUGCAAGGAGACAGCCAGCCAGACGGCAGAGUGAAAUGGUCUUGUUUUCAUCGUUAAUUUAUUGUCAUCCAUGGGUUUCCUAUUUGUAAUAGCAUCACGGGCUCAUUGCACUUAAUACCUGCAAUGUUUGCUACUGUACCACUUGAUUUUCAAUACUUUAUUACAAAGGAUGAAACUGUAAUGUUUUAUUAACAAUGCUUCUGGAAAUGAAUGCAUUUUAAAGCAAAUAAAUCUUUUUGAUAGACCUUUUACAAAAUCCAGUUGCACUAAUGAAUGCUUUCUUAUGGUAAAUGAGCUAAUAUUUGUUACUGUGUACACCACUGUUUUGGAAUGUUCCAAAAUAAAGACUAUUUCAGCAAUAUCA